Juglans microcarpa x Juglans regia is the source of this 1000-nucleotide messenger RNA. Its product is annotated as thioredoxin domain-containing protein 9 homolog. Lineage: Eukaryota; Viridiplantae; Streptophyta; Magnoliopsida; Fagales; Juglandaceae. Bases 158 to 796 code for a protein of 212 amino acids. Gene Ontology annotation, biological process: microtubule cytoskeleton organization. The transcript is spliced from 4 exons. The record is from RefSeq and is a predicted model, not a curated record. Gene Ontology annotation, cellular component: cytoplasm.
UUCAUUUACCCAAGAAAAAUAAAACAUAAACGACGUAGUAUAACAUUGCAUUUGCCUGACCUUUCUCCCAAAUCUGUCUCUCCAUCUCUCCCUCCCUGCCUGCAUUUUCAUUUUCUUUCAGAAUCGUAGAGCGAGGAAGAUCUCUCGGAGAUCAAUAAUGGAGAACGCAAAGGUUCAAGAGAUUCUGGAGAAGCAAGUGCUGACGGUGGCGAAGGCGGUGGAGGACAAGCUGGACGAUGAGAUCUCAGCUCUAGAUCGGCUGGACAUGGACGAUCUAGAUGCGCUCAGGGAGAGGAGGUUGCAGCAGAUGAAGAAGAUGGCGGAGAAGCGGAGCCGUUGGAUCUCCCUCGGCCACGGCGAGUACUCCGAGAUCCCUUCCGAGAAGGACUUCUUCGCCGCCGUAAAGGCCAGCGACCGCGUCGUCUGCCACUUCUACCGCGACAACUGGCCCUGCAAGGUGGUAGACAAGCACUUGAGCAUAUUGGCAAAGCAGCACAUAGAGACACGUUUUAUGAAAAUCAAUGCCGAGAAAAGUCCAUUCUUGGCUGAAAAGCUCAAGAUCAUUGUUCUUCCAACCCUUGCCCUCAUAAAGAAUGCCAAAGUUGAUGACUAUGUGGUAGGAUUCGAUGAGCUUGGUGGGACGGAUGAAUUCAGCACAGAGGAACUGGAGGAAAGGCUGGCUAAAGCUCAAGUUAUAUUUUUUGAGGGUGAAUCAUCACUGAAUCCAAGAUCUGGGUCACAAGCCCCAAGGAGCGUCAGGCAAAGCGCAAAGCCGGACUCAUCAGAUUCGGAGUAAAUCAGUGUUGCUUUAGAUUGUGAUUAUGAAUCAGUGAGCAAAUAUUUUCAUUCAAAUGAACCUGGGUAUUCAACGCCUACCAUGGGGAGUAGGCCCUCUUGUGAUCAGAAUUUCUUAGAGCAACACUACUAAUACAUGUGAGAUUCUACCAUCAGUUUUUUUGCUUGCAUGCAUUAAUAUAUAACUUCAUAAGCUUUCUAAAAA